UUCUUUUAAAUUAGUGAAUGAGAUAGGAAUUAUUAAAACCUGUGAAGAAUAUAGUAAUGGCUAUUCCUAUCACAUUCCAAAAUCUAAAAAGGAUAAUAAGCAACAUUCCCCACCUUAUUCCUAAAGUGUCAAGCACUUCGUUUUAUCUUGUUUUCAUUCAUUGACCAACAAAUAGAAAUUCCAUUGAAUCAAACAUAGCCUAAAGUUCCUUUGGCACCCAUUGAUUGAAAUUGUACCAUGUUUUAAUGUAGACAACAUUGAUAGUUACCUCAAGACUUUAAUGGGGGGUUAGGAUUGAUCUAUGCUGAACUGUAGAAGAAAAUUCAGCUUCUACAUUAUGGUCAAAGCUGGAAGCCCUUUACUUAACCAAAUAAGUCACUAACUGAUUGUAUCUAAAGAAACGGUUGUUCACCCUCAGUAUGAAUGAAGGUGGUUCCAUCAAAGACCAUCUUGAUGAGUUCAACAAGCUCAUUUUAGACUUGAAGAAUAAAGAUAGAAGAUGAAGACCAGGCAAUUAUUGUUUUGUGCUCGUUGCCUGACUCUUAUGACAACUUUGUUGAAACUCAUCUUCAUAGUAGAGAUCAACUCUCUAUGGAAGAUGUCAAGGCGGCUCUGAAUUCAAGAGAAUUGAAGAAGAAGGUGUCCGAAGACAAGAGUGGUGAUCAAGCAGCAGGAUUGGUCAUAAGAGGUAGACAAAGUAAUAGAACUUUCAACAAGCGAGGAAAGUCUCAAUCCAAAUCGAGAGCCAAGCAUGGUCGAUGUUACGGGUGCAAUGAGAUGGGACAUUUCAAGAAAAAUUGUCACAAGCUCAAGGAGAAAAAAGCUGAAAAAUUCGAUGAUGCUAACAUUGCCAGUUGUAGUGAUAAUUUAGAUGAUGAAGAUUGUGUUUUACCUAUCUCUACAAACUCCUCCACCACUAGCACGGUGGUUCUUGGUGAUGAUACAACAUUGUCUAUUGUUAGAAUUGGCAACAUCUGGAUCAAGAUGUAUGAUGGGACAGUCAAAACAUUCAAGGUUCGUCAUGUGUCAGGUUUGAAGAAAAAUCUCAUUUCCAUGAGUGAGCUUGACUCCAAAUGCUAUCGAUACUCCUGGGAAGGUGGAGCUCUCAAAGUCUCUAAAAGAGCUCUUGCAAUAUUGAAGGGGAAGAAAGUUGGUGGUCUUUAUCACUCACAAGGAAGCAUAGCCAAUGGCACAUGUGUUGUGUCAACUUCAAGUAGUCAAGAUAAAGAUGUGACUUGGUUAUGGCAUAUGCGACUUCGGCAAAGGAGUGGAGCUGUGUAUAUGUUGACCUUCAUCGAUGAUUAUUCAAGAAAGGUGUGGGUAUACAAAUUAAAGAGUAAGAGUGAUGUGUUCCUCACCUUUAAGCAAUGGAAGACGCUGAUUGAGAAGCAGAGUGGAAAACAAAUCAAACGCCUAAGAACAGGCAAUGGUCUUGAGUAUUGCAGUGGUGAGUUUGAUACUUUUUGCAAGAAUAAUGGAAUUGUGAGACAUCGCACUGUCAGGAUGACACCACAGCAAAAUGAUGUUGCAGAAAGGAUGAAUCAUACACUCUUGAAGAGGGCAUGGUGUAUGCUCUCAAAUGCUAGAUUAUCAAAGGAAUUUUGGGCAAAAGUUGUCAAUCAUGCUAACUAUCUUGUAAAUCGGUCUCCAUCCACAACAAUUGGAUUAAAGACUCUAGAAGAAUUAUGGUCAAGUUCUCCUGCUGAUUAUUCACAGUUAAGGAUAUUUGGUUGUCCUAUGUAUGCUCAUGUUAGGGAUGGUAAGCUUGAGCCAAGGGUAGUGAAGUGCGUAUUUCUAGGGUACGCUUCCGAGGUAAAAGGCUAUAAACUAUGGUGUGUUCAGAAGUCACCUCGAUUCCUCAUAAGCAGAGAUGUAACCUUUGAUGAGUUUGCUAUGCUCCAAAAAGCAAAAAAGGAGUCAACAAUUGCAAAGCCAGACCAUGGAGUUAGCAAGCAGGUGGAGUUUGAAGCAACAACUCCAGAAAAGGCAGUGUGAGAUGGCAAUAUUAUCCAAGAGAAUCUAGAUGUGGUGCAAGAUCCAGAGCUAAUAGAUACUCCAAUGGAGGUGGAAGCACCUGAACAAACACAACAACAGUAAAAUAUUGCUACUGGU
Molecule: messenger RNA, 2112 nt
Organism: Rubroshorea leprosula
Lineage: Eukaryota; Viridiplantae; Streptophyta; Magnoliopsida; Malvales; Dipterocarpaceae
Source: the annotation of a GenBank genome assembly